AUGAAUAAAAUUCUAAAAAAUAUAUUGUGGAUACUCUUUUUAAAACAUAUAAAAAAUGUUGAUAGUUAUCACACAACUAGAAUUCAAUUAUUUGAUCUGAUUGGAUUUAAAAUGAAUAAGAAAUAUUGUAAAUAUAAAUAUAUUUCAAUAAAAAAUAACAAAUUUUACUUAAAGAAUAAUAUAGCAAUAGAAGUUAAUGAAAAGGAAAGUUUAAAUAGUUAUGAUGAACUAACAAAAUAUAAGGAUGAAAAGACAUUGAAAAAAGAAAAAAUAAAAAAAAAAAAAAAAAGGAGAAAGAUUAAUGAUGCUCUAAAAUGUAUAACUUGUAAAAAAAUAUUAAAACCAAAGGUGAAAUUUUGUAUUUAUUGUGGUACAAAUGUAUCUGUAGAAAAAAUAAAAUUAAAAAAGUAUAUAGAAGAAAUAUAUUUACCAUUAAGAAAAGAAGAAGUAAGUGAAAAUACAUUUCGAGUUGAGAAAGGUUUUUGGAAAGACAUAUUAAUAAAAUUAGGGAAAUAUGAAUUGGACGAAUUAGGGCCUAAUAAUUGGGAGGGUUUCUUAAAAUAUUUAAAAGCAAAGAACUGCUCACCAAGAACCUUGGCCCUUUAUCAGUCUACCUAUCAACAAUCUUUGAAAUAUGCUUUAUAUCGUGAUUAUUUAAAAAACAUACAUAAUUUUCGUAAAAUAAAAAAAAGCACUAUACCUAGAAGAAAGAUUACACCCUUAUCACCCAAAGAAAUAGAAUUAUUAUUAAAGAACAGUAGUGAUAUGCAUAGAGCGAUCUUUGGAUUAAGCAUAGGCAUUGGUUUACGCCCUUCUGAAGUUUUAAGAGUUGCAUGGGAAGAUAUAAAUUUUGAAAAAAAAGAAAUUUUUAUAAAAGGACAAAAAACCAAAUAUAGCAAUACGUCUAUUCCUUUAACUAAUUUUGCUUAUAACGAAAUAACUAAAUGGUGGGAAAUAGAAAAUAAACCUAAAAAAGGCUUAUGCUUUUAUUCUGAAACAAUAAAAAAUAAAUUUAAUUACACAAAAACAAAAACUGCAUUAAAGACAUUCAAAACUGCACUAAAAGGAGCAGCUAAAAGAGCAGGAUUGGAAAUUAGUGAAGACGGAAAAAAAAGAAGGAUUUUUCCUUAUCUAUUAAGGCACUCUUUUGCAACUAUAGCUGCUACUUCAAACCCACCAGUCCCUUUACCAGUUGCUCAAGCUAUUAUGAGGCACUCUUCAUCGAAAAUGUUAUUAGAUACAUAUACAAAAGCUGGUAAUAAUAUAAUUAGAGAUGGUUUAGAUAACUUUAAAAUAUAA
Messenger RNA from Plasmodium relictum, 1299 nucleotides. It is a transcript of the gene INT, whose product is annotated as tyrosine recombinase, putative. Gene Ontology annotation, biological process: DNA recombination; DNA integration. The coding region runs from base 1 to 1299 and encodes 432 amino acids. Lineage: Eukaryota; Apicomplexa; Aconoidasida; Haemosporida; Plasmodiidae. Gene Ontology annotation, molecular function: DNA binding. The transcript is spliced from 13 exons. The record is from RefSeq and is a predicted model, not a curated record.